AUGUCUCAGGGGUCCAGUGUCAUGCCUGUACCGACGCAGGCAGAUGAUAAAAUGGCUGGUAUGGAUCAUGCAGAGGUUCAUUACUUCAAUAGUUACAAUCACCAUGGCAUACAUGAAGAAAUGUUGAAAGAUGAAGUCCGAACCAAGUCAUACCAGAAUGCGAUCUACCAGAACAAACACCUCUUCAAAGACAAAGUCGUCUUAGACGUAGGAUGUGGUACAGGGAUUCUCAGCAUGUUUGCGGUCAAAGCUGGCGCGAAACAUGUCAUCGGAGUAGACAUGUCCACGAUCAUCGAAAAGGCACGAGAGAUCGUUGAAGCAAACGGGAUGACAUCGAAGAUAUCGUUACUACAGGGAAAGAUGGAGGAAGUGCAACUGCCUUUUUCAAAGGUCGACAUAAUCCUUUCUGAAUGGAUGGGCUACUUUUUGCUUUACGAGAGUAUGCUUGAUACCGUCCUCUACGCUCGGGAUACUUAUCUCGUACCUGGAGGCCUGAUCUUCCCCGACAAAGCAACUAUUUUCAUGGCUGGUAUUGAGGAUGGCGAGUACAAAGACGAGAAGAUUGGAUUCUGGGACAAUGUCUACGGCUUCGACUACACGCCUUUAAAGGACACAGCCUUGACGGAACCACUGGUGGACACGGUAGAAGUCAAAGCCUGCGUGACCGACCCCUCGAGGGUGUUCUCAAUCGAUCUUUACACCGUUACCGCCGCUGAUCUUGCAUUCCAAGCCCCGUACGUUCUGAACGUUAGGAGGGUCGACUUCAUACACGCCUUAAUCGCUUGGUUUGACAUCGAGUUCACCGCAUGUCAUAAGCCAAUCUCGUUUUCCACUGGUCCUCACAGCAAGUACACUCACUGGAAGCAAACUGUCUUCUAUCUGCGAGAUGUUUUGAGAGUCGAGGAGAACGAACAAGUAACAGGCCUCUUGACAAGCAAACCGAACGAGAAGAAGAAGAGGGAUCUUGACAUCACGAUCUCUUACGAGCUUCAGACAGACGAUGAGAGCAGGUUUGCCCAAGGAAAUCUUGAUUACAAGAUGUGCUGA
This is a messenger RNA of Letharia columbiana, 1047 nucleotides long. RefSeq lists its product as uncharacterized. The record is from RefSeq and is a predicted model, not a curated record. Gene Ontology annotation, biological process: peptidyl-arginine methylation. Gene Ontology annotation, cellular component: nucleus. The transcript has 7 exons. Lineage: Eukaryota; Fungi; Ascomycota; Lecanoromycetes; Lecanorales; Parmeliaceae. Bases 1 to 1047 code for a protein of 348 amino acids. Gene Ontology annotation, molecular function: protein-arginine N-methyltransferase activity.